Messenger RNA from Helianthus annuus (common sunflower), 971 nucleotides. RefSeq lists its product as uncharacterized. The record is from RefSeq and is a predicted model, not a curated record. The transcript has 4 exons. Bases 17 to 913 code for a protein of 298 amino acids. NCBI's taxonomy places the organism in Eukaryota, Viridiplantae, Streptophyta, Magnoliopsida, Asterales, Asteraceae.
UGAUGUACGGUCACAUAUGACAGCUCAAGUACGGCCUGAAGAUUUAAAUGAGGUGUAUAAUAAUAUUUUCGGUUUAAAUGAGCCGAAACAACCGUUUUCCCCGGCACCAGACCGAACAGAAAUUCCACAACAAAAUUUUGGUCCCGGUCAAUUUUCUUAUGGGGUUGGUUCUAAUGACGAACUUAUUGAAAAAUUUAAGUUGCUGAUGGAUGAAAACAACCACAAGUUAAGUUUGAUGAUGGAUGAAAACAACCACAAGUUAACUGCCAUGUUAAGUUCUGCGGGUUUACAUGGUGUUCGGCCGGUUCCUGCUAGUACUCCAUUUUCCAUGCCAGAAGUUAACUUUAGUGAUAAGGGUGUAGCCGACCAGUUUGAAGUGUACGAUAAUAGUUAUCGUGUGCCGAGCUUCAACUUAAUGCAAGAAGAUAUUAAUGCUGAUCCGGAGUUGGUCAAUUUGAGGCGAUCUGAACGGCUUGUCAAGCCCUCAUCCUGUGUGCUAUCACCAUUUGUUGUUUUUAAACAUUUGAAAAAAGGGCAAACAAGGAAGCGAAAAACAGAUGAUCAAAAGAUCGCUGAAAUUAGGAGUUGGUAUCCUAGUAGUGGCGAUGUCCAGCUCCGAUUAACGACGGGUGGAUUCGUAGGUCCGUCAUUCUGGUCAGCACUGCUAGGUGACGAUAACGAGGGGUGGUUGAGCGAUGAUCAUAUCUUUGGUUGGAUGAUCCACUUGUAUGAAUCGAGAGAUCGUAAUGCCCGUUGGAGUAUUUUACCACCAUAUUUCCAAAUGUAUUUUUGUGGAACGACUCUCCCUGAACAAACAUACAAGGGUUAUUACACCGGGGUCGUGGAACCUUUUCCAGCAAUUACUACAGUUGAUGAGGUUCUUUCUAAUUUAAUUUUAAUUUUAUUUACAUAGUUCCGUAAAAGUUUAUUAAUUUUAAAAAAUAAAAUAUAGGUGUAUGUACCUUUGCUUA